Molecule: messenger RNA, 1705 nt
Organism: Alosa sapidissima (American shad)
Lineage: Eukaryota; Metazoa; Chordata; Actinopteri; Clupeiformes; Clupeidae
Exons: 6
Coding region: 189-752 (187 amino acids)
Biological process (GO): mitochondrial outer membrane permeabilization; positive regulation of apoptotic process
Cellular component (GO): mitochondrial envelope; mitochondrial outer membrane; nucleus
Source: RefSeq, a predicted model, not a curated record
AGGGGAAGGAUUAAAGCGGCGCUAAUAGAGUUUGCGUACAACGUUGACAACAUUGAAACGGGUAGAGAGAAAGGGAGUUAUCAGAAAUACACGGAGGUGCACGCGAUACCUAAACGGACAACCGCGUGCCUGUGUUUGUCAGUGUCAGCAUCCCUCUCCACCUCGUCGGCUUCACAUUUUUAUUCGUCAUGUCGCAGUCUGGGUCUCAGUCACCAGAGGAUGGCUUGAAUGGCUCGUGGGUGGAGCUGGAGGGCCUGGUGGCAGCAGCACAGAGGGAGAGUCUGACAGGACAAGAGGACAGUACCUCCUCGUUUCUGCAGGGGGAGCUGGAGAGGAUUCUGCUGGAGGCACAGCUGGAGAGUGAGAGGAGUAGUCACACUGACAGUCCUCCUCAGGUGGUGACCCCGCGAACCUCCGGCUCCCCCCGCCCGGCCAGCGAGGGAGGCGGCAGCAGCAGUACGGACUGCGUCACCAUACAGUCUGACGACAGCGACAGAAGGAGGAGCGCUGAGUGGGUGUGGGACUGGUCCAGUCGACCCGAGAACCUCCCACCCAAGGAGUUUGUGUUCCAGCACCCCAAGCAGUCGGGCACGCUGAGUGUGAGGAAGAGCGAUGUGAUGAAGAGCGGCAUCUUCUCCUCUGACAUGCUCCUGCUGCUCCUGCCCUCCCUGCUGGCCUCGCACGCUCUCACACUGGGACUUGGGAUCUACAUCGGGAAGCGCUUGGCCUCCUCUUCCACCAGCACGUUGUGAACCCUCCCCUGCGCCCAAACUCACUGCCUAUAGCAUCGUAGCCCAACAUCCACAUCCACGUCAUGUUGCCCCCCUUCUAAACGUUCCAGUAAUUGGGGCAACCCCAAGAGUUCAAGCCUUGCUCUCCCCGCCACUGUCUGUCUUUGCUCGUUGUCGGUGAGCCGACCUCAAGCCUAUCCGCCCUCGUUCUGCCCGUUUGGCUGGCUGUAACCUAGGAGACCUCUAUGUCCGUCACUCAGAGUAGGAAACCCCCUUGUGUAAAUCGCACUGAAUGUAUAAGAUGUACAUGUCCAUGUGUUGUGAUUCAGUAAUGUGUCCCUUCACCCCAAUCUAGAUGAGUUGAUCCUGUAGGGUGACAUGGGGGUGCCUCUACAUGCUUAGAGCAAAUCAAAGCCAACCAACCACUACAUAAGAGGAAGAGGUGUAGGAGAAAGAGAUGGGGAGAGAGAUUGAUAGAUAGACAGAGAGAAAGAGAGAGAGAGAGAGAGAGCAAAACAAAGACAGACAGUGAUAGUGGCAAUUCCUUAGACCCUUUUCCUCCCUAACCUCAAUCUAAAUAUAUAUAUACGUGUCAGCUUGGGACAGAUGUGGGCCUUUGCCUUUCCUACGGGCGUACACAAAUCCAGAGCCUCCACAAUCACUCUCCAAGACAGGGAGGGAAGAGUGGAGGAAGAGGAAGAGGAGGAGGAGGAAAGUGGGUGGCUGAGUGAAGUGGCAAUUGUGGUGGGAUUGUGGGAUUGCAGCAAGAUUGACAAUAACAGGCAGAGUGAGAGGAAAUAACGGAAGCCUCAUCAUGAUGGGUGGAACAUGAUGGGCUUGUGUCUGUGUCUGAGUGUGUAUGUGUGGUUGUGUAUGUUAGUGUGUGUGUGUGUGUGUGAGUUAGUGUGAGAGAGUGGCUGCAGAGGUGUUCUCACCAAUGUCGAUAGUGACCACAUUAAAUCUAUCACUCCUCA